This is a messenger RNA of Micromonas commoda, 595 nucleotides long. RefSeq lists its product with no specific name. The transcript has a single exon. The record is from RefSeq and is a predicted model, not a curated record. The coding region runs from base 31 to 420 and encodes 129 amino acids. Lineage: Eukaryota; Viridiplantae; Chlorophyta; Mamiellophyceae; Mamiellales; Mamiellaceae. Gene Ontology annotation, biological process: multicellular organism development.
CGGCAGCGUCGUCGCACCACAGGUACCAACAUGGAAAUGAGCAAGCUGGCGCCGGCCUUCGCGAAGCUCGCGGAGGCUGCGCAGGAGAUCUCCGAGAUUUUCGCGGCGGCGGGAGGCGUCACCCUGGGGAAGAGGGGCCCCGGCGCCCUGCUGCUGGAUGCGGACGGCAAACCAAUCAAGAAGAAAAAGGAGAAGCGCGCUCCCCGCGCGCCCACCAAGUUCAACGAGUUCAUGAGGACGAAGGUCGCUCAGGUGAAGAGUGAUAACCCCACCAAGAGCCCCAAGGAUAUCUUCGCGAUGUGCGCGGCGAUGUGGGCGACGGCGCCUGAGAACCCCAAGAGCAGCGCGGCAGCUGCUCUUCCACCGGCGAAGAGCGAGAAGGGGUCGCUCAAGAGUGGCAAGGGGAAGAGCAAGAAGUGAGCGGCCGAGACCCGGCGAAAGUGGCCGCGCGCCAGGGCGAGCGUCGCACAGGAGAUGCCCGGCGAGGACACGGAAUUGUACUAGAAUCUAUCACAUGUUUUGCUGUCAUGCGGGAGGAAGAGGGAGGUCGUUGAGACUUUAAGAACGUCUAUAGAAUGAAAGAAUGGGAAUUUUG